AUGGAAAUUGAAGGUGUUAAAUAUUACCGAGAAGAGAUAGCUAAGCGAGACGAAAUAACUCUUCAACAGAUAAAAGAAGUCGCGGAACCAUUAAUAAGGAAGGAAAUCUCCCAAUUAAAAAAUGAGAAUGUGUUAGUUCAGCGUAUUGAUGAAUUUUUGGCUGACAUUUACAUUUGUAAAGUGCUCUAUAAUGCUGACGGAUUAAAAACGGAAACUAAUUUGAGAAAUAUUUUACGGCGAGAAAAAUUCGGAAGUAAAGAUUAUGAUCUGGCCAAAGUUACUAAUUUUCGUUUUCGGGACGUUGGGGGUUGUCAAGAAGCUAAGGAGGAAUUAAAAGAAAUAGUGGCUUUUCUGCGUAAUCCCCAACUUUUUCAGCAAAGCGGAGCCAAAUUGCCCAAAGGAGUUUUGCUAGUAGGACCACACGGAAAUGGUAAAACUUUGUUAGGUAAGGCGCUGGCUGGAGAAUGCCAACUACCUUUUUUAUUCCGUUCCGGUUCGGAAUUCGAAGAAAUGGUAGUGGGUUUGGGAGCAAGAAGAAUACGGGAACUUUUUGCCGAAGCCCGCAGUUAUCCUAAUGGUUGCAUUAUUUUUAUCGAUGAGAUAGAUUCGAUUGGCAGAAGACGCAAUACUCACAACAGUAACGAUUUAACUCUUAAUCAGUUAUUGAAUGAACUAGAUGGUUUUAAUCCCCGCGAGAACAUUUUUAUUCUCGCUGCCACUAAUUUUCCGCAAGUCUUGGACGCUGCCCUUUUACGUCCCGGACGUUUCGACCGCCAGAUAUUCAUCACUUUACCUAAUCUCCAAGCCCGAAGAGAAAUUAUUAAAUUAGCGACCCCCAAGAUUCCUUUUCGGCAGGAUGUUGAUUUAGAAGAAGUGGCUUCCUUAACCCGAGGAUUUAGUGGGGCCCAAAUAGUCAAUUUAUUCAAUGAGGCUACUCUCUUGUGUUUGCGUUACAAUCACAAAAAAAUUAGUCAAGAACACAUUUUUGAGGCUCAUGACCGUGUCCUUAUGGGACCUUCUUCUCUUAGUCACACUAUUCACCCCAGCAAAAAAAAAAUUGUGGCUUUUCACGAGGCUGGACACGCUAUAAUCGGACUAAGUUUGCCCGAAACUAGCGUAAAAAAAAUUACUGUUGUGCCACGCUGA
Racocetra fulgida is the source of this 1146-nucleotide messenger RNA. Lineage: Eukaryota; Fungi; Glomeromycota; Glomeromycetes; Diversisporales; Gigasporaceae. The record is from the annotation of a GenBank genome assembly.